Molecule: messenger RNA, 2410 nt
Organism: Eriocheir sinensis (Chinese mitten crab)
Lineage: Eukaryota; Metazoa; Arthropoda; Malacostraca; Decapoda; Varunidae
Exons: 8
Coding region: 224-1891 (555 amino acids)
Source: RefSeq, a predicted model, not a curated record
CUGGGUUGGACGGGGCCGCUGUCAACCCGGGGCACUGCCAGACAGCCAGCGGGCCAGUACGUGUCAAGAACUAGGGUGUGUCACGUCACGUCUCACCACUCACGUUAAUUGUUGCACUAAUUGACCGUGAAGUGUUACUGUGCAUCCUACAGGUUUGUUUUGGUACCACUGUAAAAAUCGGAGUUGCGGCCCUGGUUAGCUGGUCUUCGGCGCUGGAGAGGCCAUGUCGACGAUGGACAGUUCCUUGUACCGCCAACACAUCGGCGGCAGGACCCACCACCACGGGGUGCGGCCCGUGGUGAUCGGCGCGCCCUACGUGCUAUGUGGCUUCGCUGUGGGCGUUAUCCUGAUGGCCGUGGGCACCUUCGUCACCUCCCACGCCUACAGUGACGAGAAGAAGGAUCCCGUGCUGCUGGGCGUGGGGCCGGGGUUGCUGGGGCUGGGCGCGCUGUUACUUCUUAGCGCCGUCCUCAUCUGCAUCGUGGCGUGUCUGCGGAACCGUCAGCUGCGGGAGGCCUUCUCGGACGACCUCUUCACCAUCGGUGCGUCGACCUUCUACGGGGGUCACCAGUUCGUGCAGCUGGAGGAUGACCAACACCUGCCGGACCACUACUCGCCGAGGGGCAGCCGGCGACGACACUCCACGUCCGGCGGCGCCUCCGACCCCAGCGAGGCAGUCAAACUCUGUCCCCCCAGGAUACUGGCCAACACGGUGGCGGAGGAGAGACAGAGACAGAGGAAGAAUUCUCGGAAACUUCCCCGGAAUCGUUCUUAUGAGAAUGAGACGCCCGUCUGCUACACGGGGCCGCAGGGCCUGGUGGAACUCCUUGGCAGGGAAGAGCAGGACCACCUGGGCCUAGAGAGGAUCCGAAGGGUUCAGCCGCACCCCGAACUGGCUCAAGACUUUGACCUGGGCGACAGCGAUUACUCCAGCCACGGGAUCAGGGACCGAUCUUACAGCAUGUCGGUUCGACGCCCGGGGAAACAGUUCCCUCCCGUUGAACAUCGGCUACGUAGAAACUUGACCUACACGCAGGCCUCCCGUGCCCGGCAGCAGCUGCAGCGCCAGCAGCAGCUAGCCGUAGCCGGACCGCACCUUCCCGGCUGGGAAGCGAAGCAGCCGAGGCCGCAGCGGAAACGCAGCUCUAGAAAAAGGAAGCCUAACGCUGCCGAGGUGAAGGAUGGCCCCCUCGUGCAUCAGCUCCCCAAGUACGACCCUGACCUCCUGCGCGUCCUGGGGAUUGAGUCAAACCGGCCCGUCUUGAAUCGAGGCCUGAGCGAGGACACCCGCCAGACCCCUGGGGCCACAGCGGCCCCCGGUUGGCAGGAUGACCCGGACGUGACGCACGGCAGCCUCGGCAACCCCCGGCGCCGUCCCGCCGUGGCGAUGGGUGUCCGGGGCAUCAGGCCCAAGCAGUCCGGGGCGGCGUACAGACACGCGUCCUCCAUCUACGCCUCAGACAUGGAGCUGCACAGGUCGGAGGCGGCGAUGACGAGUGACGCGUCCCAGCCAGGGCACGAGCCGCGGGACAUGCAGAGCCCCGGCGUCACCGGCCAGUACUUCUCCCUCGCUGGCACAGUUAACCGAAACCUGGGGUCGUCGCCAACGCUGCAAUCCCCCUACGCCUACGGGGACUCCUCGCCGCAGCUGGACAGGCGGAGAGAGAGCCCGGUGCCGUCCUCCACGCCGUCCCUGAGCCACGGACACGGCCGCCGACCCUUGUCCAACAUAUCGUCGGCCUCGGAGUCUUGCUGUUCGGAAUGCUGUCAGGACGGCCAGGACGGGGCGAAGGGCGAACACCAUCACCACCAGGCCCGCCGGACCAGCACCACCACGGAGGGAGGCGCGAACCCAAACGCUGACCAAAGACCACAGAACAGUGAUGCUUGAGGCCUUGUGAAGUAGUGUGAGUGUUUUCUGGCAGGCAAAUACUAAGAUUCUAGUUCCAGAGGCGUAACAAAGCUGAUUUUAUGGUAUUUUGCUAAGAUUACGUUGAAACUGUAAUUCGCUUCAGCAUUGUCGGGUCCGUAGACUUAAAACUGACCAUGGAUAUACCCACAACCUCAACGAAUUAACAAAAGUUUGAGAAAAUGAACUUUAACGCUUCUCUUGCCACGACCACAACCCAAUGGUAUCAAAUGGAAGGAAAAAAACACCAAAAGUAGGAAGCGACAAUAAAAUAAAUAAAUAGCCUAAAUUGUGACUCUCCACUCGGUGAUAAUGAAACAAGAGUAGCCACGCCUUGCUUCACUUUAUAACAAGAUAACUAAAGCCUAUCAAGACGUUCCUUAAGUAAAUGUUAUGCAGGUGUACCAACGUGAUAAUAACAACAUAACCGAGAUAAUAAUAACAUAAUGAUAAUAGCAACCAACAUAAUAAUGAUAACAUAAUGAUCUGCAAACUACGAGU